Neolamprologus brichardi is the source of this 1237-nucleotide messenger RNA. The record is from RefSeq and is a predicted model, not a curated record. Lineage: Eukaryota; Metazoa; Chordata; Actinopteri; Cichliformes; Cichlidae.
UAAUCACAUGAAUGCAGCAGUGUAGACUUUGGCAUUUCGGUAUGAAAAAAGCUCAAGGUACACGUCGUAAACAUCAGUCAUGUCUAACUUUAUCCUGGGUUUGGACGUUGGUACCUCUUCGGUAAAAGCCGUUUUAUUAGACAGACGAUGUAGAGCUAUAGCUGCCAGUCAGUCUUUACCGACUGUUUCUGAUUUAGCCGACGAUAGCGGGAUAAAGGCGAAAGAGCAGGACACGGGUCGGAUCAUAGACACUCUGGACCGGUGCAUUGGCCUCCUGCCCAGAGACAAACUGCAACAUGUGUGCUGCAUCGGGCUGACCGGACAGAUGCACGGAGUGUUAUUCUGGAAACCAAAAAGCGGUUGCGUCUGGUCCAAUAGUGAUUCCUUAACAGCCAAAGACACCAGUCAGCUGAUCACCUGGCAAGAUGGACGUUGCAGCAAUGACUUCCUCACCUCUCUUCCCAGACCAGACUCUCAUCUCAGCAUCGCCACGGGGUUUGGCUGUGCAACAAUCUUCUGGUACAUGAAACACAAACCCAAAUUCCUUGAGGACUUUACGGUUGCAGGUACCAUCCAGGACUAUGUGGUGUCCAUGCUGUGUGGUUUGGACGGUUGUGUCAUGACACCUCAGAAUGCAGCCAGCUGGGGCUUCUUCAACACGUCAUCCAAUCAGUGGAACGAAAACAUUCUGAAGGGUGCUGGCUUCCCUUUGCACCUGCUUCCUAAGUGUGUGCCAUCUGGUAGCUUGGCAGGAAAGACCUGCUCUCAGUGGCACGGCAUCCCUGCUGGCACUCCAGUAGGGGCCGCGCUAGGAGACUUCCAGUGCUCCGUCUACUCCUGCAUGAGCGAACGGACAGAUGCAGUCCUUAACAUAAGCACUUCAGCCCAGCUGACCUACGCCAUGCCAGCUGACUUCAAACCUCCAGAUUCUCCUCAGCCCGCCUCGUCCAUCUCCUACUUCCCUUACUUUGAGUCCACAUAUUUGGCUGUUGCAGCAUCCCUCAAUGGAGGGAAUGUGUUGGCAAGUUUUGUGGAGAUGCUGACUUCCUGGAUGAGAGAGCUUGGUUUGUAUUCUUCUUCUAUUUUCUAGACCUUAAUCCAUCGUCAUCCCUCUCAGGAAAACCAAACAGUGCAGGCUGACUUGCAGAUGGACACAGACACUGUGAUGCCACACAUUAGUUUUCUUUUUUAAUUAUGAUUAUUACAAAAGGCUUAAAAAAGUAGAAUAGCUUAGUAA